This is a messenger RNA of Bradysia coprophila, 5983 nucleotides long. RefSeq lists its product as uncharacterized. NCBI's taxonomy places the organism in Eukaryota, Metazoa, Arthropoda, Insecta, Diptera, Sciaridae. Gene Ontology annotation, biological process: positive regulation of hippo signaling. Gene Ontology annotation, cellular component: cytoplasmic side of apical plasma membrane; cytoskeleton. The record is from RefSeq and is a predicted model, not a curated record. Gene Ontology annotation, molecular function: protein binding.
UAAAAUAUAGUUGAAAAAUAUGCUAAGACAAUUUCAAUAAGAAUUAUAGUAUACAAACUCUCCGUUAAAUUAAUUUAAAAAAAUGCAUAACGUUACUGUUCCACUAAAUGUGUAAAAUAAAUCCCUAAAAAGUAUAUAAAACUUCUACAUGCCAGAUAUUAAACCUCUUUUCGUGUAACUUUGGAAUGCAAAAUUGAAACAAAAAUAUUAAAAAAGCAAAAAUUUAUCGCCAUCUGGAUACGUUAGACAGACAAUGAAUAAUUGGGUUACUUCCAAUUUUCAGAAUUGUGCUACAUAAAAUAUAAUAUUACCGAAGCUCAACAUUAAUGUAAUUAUGAGCAUCAGCACAUCCUUUAAAAAGAAGUGAAAAAGAAACGUAAACGUAAAAGAAGAAAAUGAAAAAAUAAUUUAUUUUCCCCCCAUCCCCAGCUCAGUUCGAAAUAUGCAGCUUAUGACAUUUAAUUCACUUCUAAUGUUCGACAUAGUGUUUGUGUUUUUUCUAUUUCUGGUCGGCGUUACAUGUCUCGUUUAUUACUUGCCACCGGUGGCUCGUACCAAUUCCAGUAAAUGUCGCCACAGCAGUCAAUUGAAUCAAUUUUUAACCACACACCGUUUGCUUAGAGAAUCGCAUGGUUUUCGAACAGCUAUCAAUAGUAAAUACUGUGCUAAUGUAGAAUGUUAUUCGAAUAAAAAUUGCGAUGUGGAGUUUGGCAAUAAAACGGCAGCAAUGCAUAUAAGUUCACAGUGUUGCUACAUCAAGGCGAAACCAACGGAUGUAAAGAAAUGUACAGGACCAAUACAAGAUGUUUAGUAGAGAAUUGUGAAUGUACGAAACAACAGAAUCGCAAUAUGUCGCCACGACAACACCAAGAACUGCAACAACCGCCAUAACACAUAAUUCGGCUUACGAAUCCCUUUUAACACAACACCAAACCGAACAGCAACAACAGCUACAACAGCAUCAACAAAAACAGCAACAUCACAAAAUUGAAGCCGAACAACUACAAAAUAUUUAUAAAGAAUAUCGACCCACCUAUGGUGCCUAUAUUAAUAAUACUUUGCCUAGGGGGCCUUACCUUCAAUAUAAAUUUAAUGAUCAACAAUCAGCCUAUUCAAAAAGAAACGACAAUAAUCAAAAGAAUCGUCAAAUCGAACUGUUAAAACAUGAAUUUAUGGUAUUACCUCGGGCAAAGAUAAAGAUAUCAUCGGGAAUUGAGUUACCAUCACCGACCAAUAAUAAUAAUUGUUUCAAUGGCAUACAAACACUAGGACGACAUCGAUAUAUGAACCGAUCGAAUCGUCCAACAUCACCGGAAUUGUCGUCUUUCGAUUAUUAUAAUAAAAAUGAACCGAUUUCAUGCUGGAGGGAUAAUGAUAAUUCGUCUGGCAUUAUGAAUCAAAGCAGAAACGAUAAAACAACAAAAUUAGAUGUCCCAAACAGUAUUAUUGAAGCUGUCAACUACAACACAUUUUAUAAGCGAAAUUCGAAUCGAUUGGAAAGCAGUGACACUGCGAACGCGGACUACAUUUGUAAUUAUAAUCAUGAACCAGUAACGAAAAACGGUUACAAGAAAACGGCGGAUAUUGAAAAACGAAACGUAUUACGCCAACCAACUGAAUCGGAAUAUUUCGAUGUGGCAACAGAUUUAAAUAAUUUUUCGACAAAAACCGAACCAGUACGUUAUGCGAUUGGAACGGGUCGUUGUAAUGUUUCCAAAGUCCAUUCGCCCAUAAAUUAUGUGACAUUAUUCGAAAUUAUGAAAGCGAAAGAGAAUGGUUUCAGUCAGGUCGAAGGUUGGGCCAUUCUAUGCCAAUCGAUUCAGGCGUUACAGGAUUUGUUUCUAGCUGAUACUCCAUCAACAAAUCGCCUACUGCCAUUAGUAAAUCUUACCAACCUUCAAAUCACAUCUCGAGGACGUGUUGUAUUUAAUGUGAUGCCCGCUGGUCAAAUGAACUCUGAUAAUGAUGUCACUCCUUUUUCUGACACAAGCUUUUUGUCACCUGAAUAUCUGAACAACAUUGGAAAGAAAACAUCAUUUAGUGAGUCGGAUAUUGAAAAGAUGUGGAUCUACAGUCUUGGCAUCACUCUAUAUAAAGCUAUACCCUCGACAUCCGGAAUAACUCCAACAAAUAGAACAAUAUCCGGCAGCCUUACGAAAAUUAAUAACGACAGAGAGAAUGAUGACGUUGCCGUUCAAGCACCUGUGCCAUCCACUGCUAUCCGCACAGACAUGACAAUGUACCAUCAUAAUCAUUCCAAUGAGCUUGAUAAAAUGUUGACGUCAUUGGACUGUGUUAUAUCAGCGAUGUGUGCGCCGAAGCUUCACAAUCGUGCCAGUUUAAUGUAUUUACUCGAUGUCAUAUCGGAAUACUGCCGCUGUCAUCAUCAAAUCAAACCAUUUUCUCAUAUUGUAAUGGACCUAUUCCAAGAAGCUUUGGAAAAAGCAGACAUUAACGCUAGCAUCAGCGUUCAUUCGUCGAAGAUGGCUGUUAACAGAAAGACGACUGCUUUAGACAAUAGAAGCGAUACGGAUUCGGGCAAUAGUUCAGCACAGGGAGACCGUGACAUUUACGCAAUCUAUAACAAGGAAACGGAACGAAAUAAUAAAAAGGUUGCCGAUAAGAGAACAUUGAAAGUUUCUCGUACUGCUACCGACGAACAACGGCCUAGCGAAGCACCGUUCAAUAAAUUCAAUCCAAUCGGAUUUUCGGCACAAAGUGAAAUGGAAGAGAAACCGUUGGAGCCAACAAAGCGUUUACAGGUGACACGGCGCAGAGAUGAGAUUUUAAAGCGUCGGAAUCGAUCGCGCCGCAAUACGAUUGCUGUGAAUUUGUUGGAUGUUAACAAGUGUAACAAAGAAUUGCAAUCGAAUGUGAGUUGGGACGGUAGUUGUUCCAAGUCAACGAAUUGUAUCGAUAAAAUUGGCAAAAUGGAAGAGAAUGGUUUUGCGCAAAAAAUCGACGAACUUCAACUGAACGGUUGUUCUAUGCCAGAAUUAAAUGGCAUGAAAUUUUCCACUCUACCGAACUUAAAAGUUCGGCGAACGAAAGAAACCGCAAACUCAAAUCAAAGUAUAAACCAGUUGGCCAUAAUUAAAUCAAAAGGACCCGAAUUUAUUGCCAAUUCGUCUUUAUCUCCACUAGCGAUUGAUAUAACAGACACAAAGUGUCAACAUAACAAACGUGCUGUGAUCGUUCUACUGUUGAAUGGAAAAAGCAUCAAAAUAACUUGCAAUCCUGCAGCCGCAACCGCACAAGAAAUCUUCGAAACGGUCAUCAAAUGCGAAAACUUUGUCGAAAACUUUUUCUUGGGUAUCUGUGCACUCAUCGGCGGUGAUUUCGUAUUUCUGCCGCCGGACUUAAAGAUUCACAAAGUGGCACCUGAAAUAUGGUUCAAUGCGGCAAAGAAGGGAUGCUACACCGAAAAUGUCAUUUUCACAUUGUUCUUACGAACCAAAUUCUUCUUGCCAACAUUACGAGGCAUUGGCUCGUUAGAAUCACGUCAUUUGUUGUACCUACAACUUCGUAAAAGUAUUUUGGAAAGUCACAUUCUGUGCAAUGACGAAGAACUGAUUUCAUUGGGAGGUUUAGCCUUACAAUCGGAAAUCGGAGAUUUUACGGAAUCGAUGAAGCACACAGAUUAUUUCACCAUUUCCCACUACCUACCGGAAGGAGUCUACCAAAGAAAUAAAGGAAUGGCAAAAUAUUUGCGCAACUCGCACUUCUCCAAAAAGGGAUUGCAGAGCAGAGAGUCCGAAUACAAUUUCAUUCGUUACGUACAAGAGAUGAAAGAGUAUGGACUGCAUUUAUUCAGCGCAGUUUGGUCCACCGACGACGGUCUCACCUAUGACGUUUAUGUGGCCGUAUCGUUGAGUGGCAUACGCAUAUUUAAGCGAUCGUCGACGCGUCACGAUCAAUCGAUGGAAAAUGCGAAACGGUCCAAAACCGACUACCAACGAAAAUUGUACGCCAACUUUGAAUGGUUGGAAAUUGAAAAUUUAUGUUUUUCCAAGCACAUUUUGUGCGUCGUUAUACGAAAAUCGGAAAGCUUAAAAGCAAAGGACAAUAAUAGAGUUAAAUAUAAGUUCCGGAUGGAUGGACGGAAGAGCUAUUUUGCAUUUCACUUGGCAUCCGAACAUCACCGAUUUUACAUGAAACUUCGCAACUCAUUCAUAUCGCUGAAAGCCCUUUCCGACGAAUUGAACUACCCACUAAAUGGCAUGAAUCGAGUCACCACCGCUCCGAUUCCACAACAAACCGAUCAUUCAGCACCGAUCACCGAUCAUUUCCUGCAUAAAAUUGAACAACCGCAUCCGAUCGAAUCAUCAAACAAAUCCGAUAAGCCUGCAGAUGGUCGAGUGGGAAAAUUGAAAAAAUCGAUGCUCAACGACAACCGACUGCUGAAGCUGAGAAAUAAAUUUCUGAAGCGUUCGAAGUCGUCUGUGUCCAAGGAACGCAUUUGCUUGAAUCCGAACGGUCACACAAUGGAGGAGAAUCAAAAUAAGGAAAAUGAAUGUCCGAAAAUCGAACAGCCGAAGCAGUCACAAAAUCUGCUGCUCAGUCCGAACCGGAAUCGCGUCAAAAUGGGAACGCGUGUCUUUUCCGCACAAUUCCUGAACAAAUCAUUUGACAAUGUGUCGGACAGUAAUGGCUUUAAUAUGUACCGAUUCGAUUCCAAUGAUGGUUUGGAUGCGGCGGAUGCGUAUCGCGGUAAGACGUGCACAUUUGGUCAAUGUGAAAGGGACUUAUCAGAUGACGGUAUGUCGUUGACGAGCACCAGCUUAAGCUCACUUUAUUAUUCUGAAAAAAUGUCGGAGAAAUUUUCACCGUCACCGUUACCUACCGAGGCGUACGUAAUCCAAUCUAGCAUGAAGAGCAACUGUGACAUUAACCAAUUUUCCAUGUUCAACGAAACCAUAUCCGAUUCGCUGUUCGAAAAGUUCAACAAUCUGUCGAAAAAUAACACGAUCGGCGAUCGCAUCAUCAAUCGUAUCACAAUUGUCAAGAAUAGUUUCGCUAAAACACAUUCCAUAAACGGGGCCGUAGUCGAAGGAAAUCGAAAAUAUUCGCUGGAUUCAGAUGGCGGAAGUUCGAUUGAGGACAACAGUUUGGCCAAUAAAUUCACUCUGGGAAUUAGCAUCAUUCAAGGAUCGGAUAAUAAUGUCUACGUAAAAGAUCUGGUUAAAAAUGGACCGGGUGAACGGGGUGGCAUUGAAAUCGGUGAUCAGAUAUUAGCUGUGAACGGAACGUCUCUGCUGAAUCUUUCCUACGAUCAAUCGCUUCAAAUUCUCCAAAACACUGGCACAACCGUCGAACUGACUGUCUCGCAGAUUUAUAAAAAAUCCGCAGCACCGUCAUCAAAACAAGUUCCCGACGUUCAACCACCAACAAAAACCAGCACUGUGCGAAACAUCACAAGAAGCAUGAAAAAUUCAUUUAAAUUCAAAAAGGACCGCAAAGCCGUUGACCGCACCGGCGACACGGAAACGAGUGCUCAUCGAACGAAUAAUUUGAAUGAAAAUGGUCAGAACAAUGUUAACCCAUCGUAUGGUGAUGCAGCCAAUUGGAAUUGUAAAAAUGGAAAUGAUAAAUCGUCAUUCAAAGUGCGGAGCAUGCCAGACUUACCAAAGGUCGUCGGUACCAUUCCGAAACAUCAAACCAACGACAAGGGAACGCUUCCGCGUACGAUGGGCUUAUCGCGGAAAUACGUUGGACCUGUACGCUAUCCAGUUACACCGAUACGGCCGUCAAACGGUACAGAGAAACAACGACUGUCAUUGUUAGCCGAUAAUGUGGACAAGCAAGUUUUUAUAUAAUUUUGUAAAAGCGUCGUGAGCAGCAGCUGCAUUUGCAAUUUAGGAACUUAGUGUUUUGUUUAAGUUUUUGUAAAGUUUUACAUUGUACUCCAAAACAAACAGAUAAAAAAAAACAUUGUAGCAAAAUAAACAAAUAUGUAGAGGCGGUUUCUUAUUUGGUUAAGUCA